GUGCACCAGUGUUGCCAAAUGGCAGCUGAUAGUUUAACCGGCAUAAAUACAUAAAAAUUACUAUUCCGUUUUAAUAUGGUGCAAAAAAUAUUAAUGAUUUGCCUGGGCAACAUCUGCCGCUCGCCCAUCGCCGAGGUGGUUAUGGUUGACACCUUGGCCAAGGCGAAAAUUGAAGGUGUUGUUGUCGACAGCGCCGCGCUCGGAUCUUGGCAUGUGGGAAAUCGAGCAGAUCCGCGUGCCUUGAGCACACUUAAAAAGCAUGGCCUUGACAGUAAGCACAUUGUGCGCCAAAUUAAAAAGCAGGAUUUCACCGACUUCGACUACAUAUUUGGCAUGGAUGAGGACAACAUGAGCCAGCUGCGCAGCCUGGCGCCGAAGGGCUCCAAGGCGGAGCUGCUUAUGCUGGGCGAUUUUGGGCUGAACGCAAAGGACCGCAUCAUUGAGGAUCCCUAUUAUCAAAGUGGCGCCGAGGGCUUCGAGACGGCCUAUCAGCAGUGUGUGGUGGCUUGUGAAGCGUUUGUAAAGCAGCGACUGCAAAAAUAAUCUUAGUUAAAUGUUGUUGUACAUAAUUAAUAUAUAAACUGAUUAAACCGCAAUUGAAAUAA
This is a messenger RNA of Drosophila virilis, 605 nucleotides long. Its product is annotated as low molecular weight phosphotyrosine protein phosphatase 1. Gene Ontology annotation, biological process: protein dephosphorylation. Gene Ontology annotation, cellular component: cytoplasm. Gene Ontology annotation, molecular function: non-membrane spanning protein tyrosine phosphatase activity; acid phosphatase activity. Lineage: Eukaryota; Metazoa; Arthropoda; Insecta; Diptera; Drosophilidae. The record is from RefSeq and is a predicted model, not a curated record.